AAAGCUGGGUUCUUGCUCCUGUCCUGUUUUCCCCUGGCACUUCCUGCUCUCCACAGGUCUCCAGGGGCCCUCCUGUACCUGCCUGCUCCUGCUCCCAGCCCUUGGGAUCAGAGCAUGUCCCUCCUGCCUGAGAGGGGCUGGCACCCAGAGCCCCUGCCCUUAGCAGGGGACAGAGCAGAGCCAUCCCUGGGACUGAGUGAGCCCCCCACCUUGCCCAGCACUGCCCAGUGCCUGGUGCUGGUUCCCCCUCUCUCUGCAGUGCAGGUGCAGGCUGCGCCAGCACCACAGCUCCACAGCAGUUCUCUCUGCUCCAUGUGUGCCAGGAGGGAUCCAGUGGGCACUGAAGACUGGGAUAGGACACUGCUCCUGUGUCCCAUCCAUGCUCGCAGUGGUGUGGCUCUGGGAGUGCUGCUCAGCCCUUGGCCCAGCUGCUCACAGGUCACCAGUGACCUGGAAAGGAGCUGUGGAUGUGUCAGCCAUGGGCCACGAGCCCAGGACUGCCCCGGGAGUCUCCCCCAAGCUGAAUUGUUCAUGCUCAGCACUCCCACAGUCCUGAAACUGUGCUGCCAUGAGAAGGAGCAGCUUGGCUUGGCCAGCCCCCGCUCCAGCAGGGUUUAAAUCCCAGCCCAUAGCCCAGAAGCACAUUGAUCGCAGCGCAAUGCUGGGCCACCGCACCCUUCUUCUGGUGCUGCUGGAACUGCUCACCCUGGCCCAGCAGCACAGCCCAUGGGACCAGGGCACUGCCCUCACCUUCACUGCAUCCCCACACCGGGCCCUGCAGGGACACUGGAGCCCCACUGCCCUGCCUGCUCCCCCCAAAAUGGGUGAGUGUCCGGCGGGGGCGAGCGGAGCCCCUUGGCACCCCAAACUCUUCUGCCUCUCUGACCAUGGCUGCCCUGGUGCUGAGAAGUGCUGCCAGAUCGGGAAGGUCUGGACCUGCCUCCUGCCCGUGACAGAGAGCCCAGGCUACUGCCCCCGUGCUGGCAGUGCCAUUGGGCCAAGCUGUGGGACAAGAUGUCACAACGACACCACAUGCCACUCGGGGGAGAAGUGCUGCACCCGCGGCUGCUGCACCCGCUGCAUGCUUGCUGAGCCAGCCAAACCUGGGUUCUGCCCUCGGAAGCGUGCCCAGAGAGCUGCUGCCUGCCCAAACCACUGCACCGAUGACCGGGACUGCCCUGGGGAUCACAAGUGCUGCUUCUCUGGCUGUGGGUUGGCCUGCACCCCUCCAGACACAGGGAACCACCGUGACACAGUGAAGCCUGGCCUGUGCCCCGUGGUGCUGCGGGGCUCCUUGGGGCCCUGCCUGGAGCUGUGUGACACCGACAGUGACUGCACUGGGGACAACAAGUGCUGCACCACCGGCUGUGGCCACAUCUGCAAACCACCCAUCAAGGGUACAGCAUAGCCAUGGCCAGGAAGGGCUGCACCAGGAGCUGCCAUUUCAGUCAUCCCCCAUCCCACUGCCAUUGUGGGCUGAGCAGAGAUGCUGCUGCACCCCACACCUCUCCAUGUGCUGGACCCUCUGUACUGGCAGAAUGGCACCAGCACUGACUGAUGCUUCUGGUCAGGGUUCCUGGCAUCCCCAGCCAUGCCAUUAAGGGCUGCACGCUGCCUGAGUUACACCAUGGCCAAGAUUCCUGCAUGAGGCAAAACCCUGCAUCCACAAUGGCCCCAGCUGCUCCACAGCACUGAGACAGAAUAAACCAUCCCACAGCCA
This is a messenger RNA of Cyanistes caeruleus (blue tit), 1720 nucleotides long. RefSeq lists its product as uncharacterized. Gene Ontology annotation, biological process: innate immune response; antibacterial humoral response. Gene Ontology annotation, cellular component: extracellular region. Lineage: Eukaryota; Metazoa; Chordata; Aves; Passeriformes; Paridae. The record is from RefSeq and is a predicted model, not a curated record. Gene Ontology annotation, molecular function: serine-type endopeptidase inhibitor activity.